AUGGAAGACGAUGACUCUGCUUCAUCUCGGGAUUUGGAUGCACAGAACCCUUAUGAUCGAUUGAGUACCGUAGCUUCAAAUUGUAACUUGGAUUCAGUUUCUGCCAUUUAUCUAGCAAUGAAGAGCUCAAAGCUGGAAUGCGACGACGAACGCGGCCAAGACUCCUUGAUAACCUCUGUUUGCAUGGAGGAUGAAGAAGAAGAUGAGGAACUCGACGAGUUUGAUCCUUACCUGUUCAUCAAGAACCUACCCAACUUGUCCUCUGUUGUCCCGACUUUCAGGCCGGUCUUGCUCCCUAAACAGACCCGAAGCUGCCCUCCUAUUUCUCUUGUCCUAGACCUCGACGAGACUCUUGUGCACUCGUCUCUAGAGCCCUGUGAUGAGGUGGAUUUUACAUUCCCUGUACAUUUUAAUGAAGAGGAACAUAUGGUUUAUGUGCGGUGCCGUCCUCACCUGAAGGAGUUUAUGGAGAGAGUGUCUCGUCUCUUUGAGAUCAUAAUAUUCACAGCUAGCCAAAGUAUUUAUGCUGAGCAGCUUCUGAAUGUGCUUGACCCUAAGAGGAAGCUCUUUCGCCAUAGAGUGUACCGUGACUCUUGUGUUUUCUUUGACGGUAACUACCUAAAGGAUUUGUCAGUCCUCGGUCGUGAUUUGUCUCGUGUUAUCAUCGUCGAUAACUCCCCACAGGCAUUUGGGUUCCAAGUGGAGAAUGGGGUGCCAAUAGAGAGCUGGUUUAAUGACCCUGCAGAUAAAGAGCUCCUUCACUUGCUCCCGUUUCUUGAAAGCUUAAUCGGAGCUGAAGAUGUAAGGCCGAUGAUCGCCAAGAAGUAUAAUCUAAAGGAGAAGGUUGAUGCGGCUGUGGCUGCACCUGAGUAUCCUGCAGACGUAGGAGAUCCUUUCGAAAGGUAA
Molecule: messenger RNA, 906 nt
Organism: Microthlaspi erraticum
Lineage: Eukaryota; Viridiplantae; Streptophyta; Magnoliopsida; Brassicales; Brassicaceae
Source: the annotation of a GenBank genome assembly